This is a messenger RNA of Xenopus tropicalis (tropical clawed frog), 5308 nucleotides long. RefSeq names its product ATPase, class VI, type 11B (gene atp11b). Gene Ontology annotation, biological process: phospholipid transport; lipid translocation. Gene Ontology annotation, molecular function: ATP hydrolysis activity; magnesium ion binding; ATPase-coupled intramembrane lipid carrier activity. The record is from RefSeq and is a predicted model, not a curated record. Bases 233 to 3703 code for a protein of 1156 amino acids. Gene Ontology annotation, cellular component: endoplasmic reticulum; recycling endosome membrane; Golgi apparatus. The transcript has 32 exons. Lineage: Eukaryota; Metazoa; Chordata; Amphibia; Anura; Pipidae.
GUCCGGGUCACUGGCAGCGCAACGUCACGUACAAUGGGCGUGUCUGACUAAUCGUUCCUUCUCCCUUCACUCAGGCGUGUGCAUGUGAGUCCUGUGCUGGCUGCGGGAGCGCGCACCGCGGAAGGAGCUGGCGGCUGGGGCAGGAUAAGCAGCGGGGGAGUCACAGGCAAACUCUACCGUCUCCUUCCUAGUGGGGCCAUGCGGCGGAGAACGCACUAACCAUCGCCUGCCGAUGGAGUACCUAAGGGCCUGUGGGCCGUGUCGCUGGCUUUUGCAGCAGCUGGGAUUUGACCCACCCAAUCACAGUGAAACAAGAACAGUCUACGUUGCAAAUAAAUACCCUCAACAUGAUCACUAUGUUCCCCCAAAGUUUGCAGACAACAGAAUUAUUUCAUCAAAGUAUACUGUGCUGAAUUUCAUCCCUAAAAAUUUAUUUGAACAGUUCAGAAGAAUAGCAAAUUUCUAUUUUCUAAUUAUUUUUCUUGUUCAGCUUAUGAUAGAUACUCCCACAAGUCCUAUAACAAGUGGUCUUCCAUUGUUUUUUGUAAUUACAGUAACAGCAAUUAAACAGGGCUAUGAAGACUGGCUGCGACAUAAAGCAGACAAUGAAGUUAAUGGAGCUCCAGUUUAUGUUGUGCGAAGUGGACACCUUGUCAAGACUAGAUCAAAAAACAUCAGGGUAGGAGAUAUUGUUAGAGUAGCCAAAGAUGAGACAUUCCCAGCUGACCUCGUUCUGCUGUCCUCAGACAGACCUGACGGUUCAUGUCACAUUACUACCGCUAGCCUGGAUGGAGAGACAAAUCUUAAGACACAUUUUGCAGUUCAAGAGACAGCAGUUUUACAGUCUGCUGCAAAUCUGCAUACAUUAUCUGCAGUCAUAGAAUGUCAGCAGCCAGAAGCAGAUUUAUACAGGUUUGUAGGAAGACUAACUAUACGACAGCAUUCAGAAGAUAUAGUGAGAUCUCUUGGGCCGGACAACCUCCUGCUUCGAGGAGCACGAUUAAAAAACACAAAGGAAAUUUUUGGAGUUGCAGUAUACACGGGGAUGGAAGCAAAAAUGGCUUUAAAUUACAAAAGCAAAUCUCAAAAACGAUCAGCAGUUGAAAAGUCAAUGAAUUCUUUCUUGCUUGUGUACUUGAUUAUUCUCCUCUUUGAAGCUAUUCUAAGUACAAUCUUAAAGUAUGCAUGGCAAGCUGAAGAAAAGUGGGAUGAGCCAUGGUACAACCAAAAAACAGAACAUGACAGAAAUAGUAGCAAGAUUCUGAAAUUUAUUUCGGAUUUCCUUGCAUUCCUGGUACUUUACAAUUUCAUCAUACCUAUUUCACUUUAUGUAACUGUGGAGAUGCAGAAGUUCCUUGGAUCAUUUUUUAUUGGCUGGGACCUUGAUCUUUAUCACGAAGAAAGCAACCAAAGAGCACAAGUUAAUACAUCUGACCUUAACGAAGAAUUAGGACAGGUAGAAUAUGUGUUCACAGACAAAACUGGUACACUUACAGAAAACGAGAUGCAGUUUCGAGAAUGUUCCGUAAAUGGUAUUAAAUACAAGGAGAUUAAUUGCAAACUUGUACCUGAAGGUGUGACUAUGGAUUUUCCAGAUGCACCCACCACAAGCUUAAGCAUGGAAGAAGAACUCUUUUUAAAGGCAGUUUCUUUGUGUCACACAGUCCAGAUCAGUUACGACCAAAUAGAUGGCUGUGGAGAUGGACUCCGUUUUGCAAAUGGAAUGUCAAAUCAGUUUGAAUAUUAUGCUUCCUCACCAGAUGAAAAGGCUCUGGUUGAAGCAUCCAGAAGAAUGGGUGUUGCUUUUAAUGGCAUACAUGGAGAAAUUAUGGAAAUCAAGUGUCUCGGAAAACUUGAAAGGUACAAACUUCUUCAUGUAUUGGAGUUUGAUGCAAAUCGUCGUCAGAUGAGUGUCAUAGUAGAGAGUCCAUCUGGAGAAAAGAUACUUUUCACAAAAGGAGCAGAGUCUUCUGUCCUUUGCAAUGCAAAACUUGGAGAAAUUGACAGAACUAGGAUCCACGUGGAUGAAUUUGCUUCAAAAGGACUAAGGACAUUGUGCAUUGCCUAUAGAAAGUUUAGCCCUGAAGAAUACAAUGAAAUUGAUCAACGACUGCAUGAAGCCAAGACUGCCUUACAGCAAAGAGAAGAACGUUUAGCUGAUGUUUUCAAUUUCAUUGAAAGGGAUUUAGUGAUGUUGGGGGCAACUGGAGUUGAAGACAAACUUCAAGAUAAGGUCCAUGAAACUAUAGAGGCCCUUAGAGUUGCAGGAAUAAAAGUGUGGGUGCUCACUGGAGACAAGCAUGAGACAGCUGUGAGUGUCAGCCUAUCUUGUGGACAUUUCCACAGAAAUAUGAAUAUCCUGGAACUUGUGCAACAAAAAACAGAUCGUGAAUGUGCAGAGCAGCUGAGCCAGCUUGCAAGAAGGUUGAGAGAGGACCAUGUUAUUCAGCACGGGCUGGUUGUUGAUGGAGCCAGCCUUUCUCUUGCACUCAGGGAACAUGAAAAGCUGUUCAUGGAAGUCUGUAGAAAUUGUUCUGCAGUUCUGUGCUGUCGGAUGGCUCCUUUACAGAAAGCAAAGGUAGUGAGACUACUUAAAACGUCUCCAGAGAAGCCUAUAACCCUAGCUGUUGGAGAUGGGGCAAAUGAUGUCAGCAUGAUACAGGAAGCUCAUGUUGGCAUAGGUAUCAUGGGCAAGGAAGGCAGGCAAGCGGUACGGAACAGUGAUUAUGCAAUUGCAAGAUUUAAAUUCCUCUCCAAAUUGCUUCUGGUGCAUGGACACUACUACUAUAUUAGAAUAGCUACCCUUGUACAGUACUUUUUUUAUAAGAAUGUGUGUUUUAUUACACCACAGUUUUUGUAUCAGUUUUAUUGUUUAUUCUCACAGCAAACACUGUAUGACAGUGUAUACCUGACGUUGUACAAUAUUUGUUUCACCUCCUUACCUAUUCUAAUGUACAGUCUUUUUGAGCAACAUGUGCAUCCACAUGUUUUACAGUCAAAACCUGGUCUCUAUCGAGACAUUAGUAAAAAUGCCCUUCUUGGUUUUAAACCAUUUCUUUACUGGACCCUUUUGGGCUUUGGGCAUGCCUUUGUGUUCUUUUUUGGGUCAUACUUUUUAAUGGGGGAAGACACAUCCUUGCUUGGAAAUGGCCAGAUUUUGAAACCUAACAGGCAACUGAUGUUUGGGAACUGGACAUUUGGGACGCUGGUAUUCACCGUAAUGGUCAUUACUGUUACCAUGAAGAUGGCGCUUGAAACCCAUUUCUGGACAUGGAUAAACCACUUCGUUACUUGGGGUUCCAUAGCAUUUUAUUUUAUAUUUUCCCUGUUUUAUGGUGGAAUCAUCUGGCCGUUUUUGCACACACAGGACAUGUACUUUGUAUUUGUGCAGCUGCUGUCCAGUGGUUCUGCUUGGUUUGCUAUAAUCAUCAUCAUCAUAUUCUGCCUCUUCCUUGAUGUCAUGAAGAAGGUGGCUUACCGACACCUUUAUCCAACAUGCACAGAAAAGGCUCAGAUGUAUGCCAACAGAGUUACUUUAAGUGACGAGUACAUCGCCCUGCAGCCUCUGUCACGGGCAAGGAAUCAGCUGAGCAAAAUUAGCUUGCUGAGACAGGAUCAGGUAUCAACUGCUUGGACUCAAUGUGCUGCUACACAAGUUGCGAGGCAGCGUGCUCGUCUUUUAGAAGACUGCUGGAACGACUGAUGGGACGAUGCAGCCCGCCCCGGGUCAACAGAUCUUGGAGUGAGACGGAUCCUUGUUAUUCAAACGACAGAAGCAUCUUGACUCUCUCCGCCAUGGAUUCAUCUACAUGCUAGCAGGGCAGGUCUCUUGGCUUUAAUAUCCUCCCAGGUUUCCAGUGCAUAAUCCCCCCCUACUUAUUUAUACACUGAAAUAUAGACUUCCCUACAACCAAAAAUUGAUUAGUUUUCAAAUCAACCAGUUUUUCCAAAUAUGGAUGAUUCGCUUGAUGGGUAGGUUAUUUAUUUUAUGGGACCAAUGAAAAGUUGUAAUAACUGGCAUUUCUGCACGGAUAUUUAUGUUUCUCUUAAUACGCCUCAGAUUGCACCUCAUAUUUUGAAUGUAAUGUAUAACAGGAAUAUUUGCACCAGUUUUUUAAAUUAUUCUCCUUUGUUUUCUGUAUGUUUGAGAAAUAGAAGAUCAGUGUUUGUACCAACCUUUCCAUAGUACCCCUGUUACUAUGGUAACUGCCCUCUGAUUCUACCCUUUGGCCUGCCACUCUCCUCAACAUUGCUCUGUCUGGCACUGUGUAGGGAAUAGACAUAUACACACAGAAAAUGAUGGGGGGGUGAUUUCAGGGCAAUAUCUGUAUGUGCAUAUUUCUCUCGCCUCAUACAAUAACUUUGUCUGCCAUACAAGGGCUGUCUAGUUACAUGUAAUUUUAAUUUUGUUUUUUGUUUUUUUUAUGUUUUAAAGGAGGGGUGGGUAAGUUACCCUUUAAAGGGUUUUUUUGUUUGUUUUUUUAGUUUUUUUUUUUUAUUAAAAUAAUUUGAAAGACAAUUUUUAGAUAAAUUCUCCACUGCUGAGGUAGAACGCCCCACUCCCCGACUUAUGUCAGGGCUGCACAGAUAAUGAGCCUCCCCUAUAAGUUAUAUUUACAUGGGACCACUGUAAACUAUGGCCAGAUGUGCCCAAAAAAUUGCUUCAUCUGCUACCUUUUUACUCAGGGCCCUUUAAAGCAAUUAUGGGCAUGUGGAGCCUACUGACCUACAGUUCCCAACGCCCCCAGCAGUUUCUGUUGCCCAAGCCUGGUUUUAAGAACCAGAAUAAAGGCAGAAUAGUCCUGUAUUAUUGAAUAUCUAGGAAAGUUAUACUGAUCAGAAGUGUAGUGCAGGAGAAGCGCCACAGGUAAUAUCAUAGCAAUUGUUUUUUGUGCAGAAUUUCCCUCCGAAUUCAUCUGUUAUCUUUCUCUCCCCCUCAGGCGCCCAAACUGUAUUUUCUUUUCUUGCCCCCCACCAAUGUAUUUUAAUUGUAUUGAAGAAAAAUGUUUUAUCCCUAAGAUGUAACUAUCUCACAGUCCCUGAACGUCCCCUUUUUAUCGGUGGGCUCACGUUCUAAUGAAAAUGCAGGUUAUUAAAGUUCAUGUUUAAAAUCAGAAUUUGUUAUAAGUCAUGUGCCACAGUGUGUUCACUGUCACUCAUUCGUUAUCAGGCCCAACCAGCAAUAAAGCAUUACUGCGUCUUCUAGAAGCUUUUUUUAUUUUGUAAGGGUCAAGAAAAUGUUUUUUUUCCUCAUAACUGAUAGAACAUACCAAUAACUGGAAUAUUUGAAUAAAAUGUAUUAUUUGAA